AUGCGCUUGGGUGAUGGGGGUUGCGCCGUUGCUCCACCGCGCAGCCCCUUAGGCCCUCGUCCGCUGCACUUUCCCCCGACAGCUCCCUCUCUUCCCCCCCACUCCCUGCCUCCUCUCCCCCACUUCUCCUUCGUGCCCGCCCUGAUCCCUCUUUGCCUGCAUCCUAUAGUAGCACCCCCCAGAGCAAGAGGAGGACCCCCCGGAGCAAGUAAAGGCGAGCUUUCAGCAGCUCUUUUGAAGCGCCGCAACCUCCCCACCCUCAACCCCGUAGCAUCCCCCUCCCCCGCCUUUCCCGUCGUACCUUACUCCUCCACUGCCCCAUCCCCACAGGAGGAGGACCCCCCCGAGCAAGUAGAGGCGAAGAUUCAGCAGCUGCUGCGGCUGUGCAACACGUGGGGACUCAUUACGGUGGGUUGGAUGGGGAAGCUACUCUGGCUCUCUUGUGCAACUGGCUCCCCCACGGUGGGGCACAUGGCGGUGGCAGCGAUGGUGGGAGCUGGGGCAGUGCAGCACGUGGUGACUCAGAACGGUGGGUGCAGAAAGAUAGAACACAUAGAGGCUGGUUGCAGGGGCAGCAAUGGUGGUGGCUGGGAUGGUGCACACCAGGAGAGAUGUCGGGAGGGUGGGGUACCUGUCCUCUUGCUUCCCUCUCACUUCCCUCUUACUCCUCUUACUUCCCUCUCACUUCCGUCUCACUUCCCUCUCACUAUCCUCUCACCUCCCUCUCACUAUCCUCUCACUUCCCUCUCACUUUCUCUCACUUCCCUCUCACUAUCCUCCAAGUACCUGCUCCCUCUUAUCGUUUUGUCCCUUCCUGCUUCCGAUCGCCUUCCUGCUUCCGAUCGCCUUUCAACCGGCCCUUCCCAAUCUUAUUCUGCCAGUGGACGGCCUUCACUCCCGAAGUGGCAUCCCAUCAGACCGUCGAUCAGAGCUGCAUGGGUCGUGCACUUCGGGGAGAGGAUGGACGAUGAGGAGUUGAGUAAGGCGAGGGAGGCAAGCAUGGGCGCACAUGUGGCGCUCUGCCUUGGCUCCUCCUUCAAGGUGCCACCAGCCAGCAAGCUCCCUCGUUUAGCAACCCACAUGGUCAUCGUUAACCUCCAACGCACCCCUCUCGACCGCCAUGCCUCAAUCACCAUCAGAGCUCGCGUUGAUGCCGUUCUCCCCCCUCUCUCGCUUCUCUCCCUCUCCUCACCCCCACCAUGUGCCACCAGCCAGCAAGCUGCCCCGCCUGGCAACCCUCCUGGUGGACAAGGGGACAGCACCAGGGUCCAGGCUCAUUCUCUUCUUGCACAAGGCAACGAGGACCAAGGGGAGGAGGAAGAAGCAGAAAGCUAG
Messenger RNA from Closterium sp. Naga37s-1, 1335 nucleotides. Lineage: Eukaryota; Viridiplantae; Streptophyta; Zygnematophyceae; Desmidiales; Closteriaceae. The record is from the annotation of a GenBank genome assembly.